Lutra lutra (Eurasian river otter) is the source of this 2910-nucleotide messenger RNA. RefSeq names its product calcium homeostasis modulator 1 (gene CALHM1). The record is from RefSeq and is a predicted model, not a curated record. Lineage: Eukaryota; Metazoa; Chordata; Mammalia; Carnivora; Mustelidae. The transcript is spliced from 2 exons. Bases 30 to 1064 code for a protein of 344 amino acids. Gene Ontology annotation, molecular function: monoatomic cation channel activity.
GGAGGCCGCCAGGCUCCACAGGGGGCACAAUGGACAAAUUCCGGAUGAUCUUCCAGUUCCUGCAGUCCAACCAGGAGUCCUUCAUGAACGGCAUCUGCGGCAUCAUGGCCCUGGCCAGCGCCCAGAUGUACUCCGCCUUCGAUUUCAGCUGCCCCUGCCUGCCGGGCUACAAUGAGGCCUACAGUGCUGGCAUCCUGCUGGCGCCCCCCCUCGUGCUCUUCCUGCUCGGCCUGGUGGUGAACAACAACGUGUCCAUGCUGGCUGAGGAGUGGAAGCGGCCCCCGGGCCGCCGGACCAAGGACCCCGCCGUGCUGCGGUACAUGCUCUGCUCCAUGGCCCAGCGCGCCCUCAUCGCGCCCAUCGUCUGGGUGGCCGUCACGCUGCUGGAUGGCAAAUGCUUCCUCUGCGCCUUCUGCACUGCUGUGCCCGUGACGGUGCUGGGCAACGGCAGCCUGGCCCCUGGUCUCUCUGCGCCCGAGCUCGCCCGCCUGCUGGCCCGGGUGCCCUGCCCUGACAUCUAUGAUGGCGACUGGUUGCUGGCCCGCGACGUGGCUGUGCGUUACCUGCGCUGCAUCUCCCAGGCCCUGGGCUGGUCCUUCGUGCUGCUGACCACACUGCUGGCAUUCGUCGUGCGCUCUGUGCGGCCCUGCUUCACCCAGGCCGCCUUCCUCCAAAGCAAGUACUGGGCCCACUAUAUCAACAUCGAGCGCAAGCUCUUCGAUGAGACGUGCACAGAGCACGCCAAGGCCUUCGCCAAGGUCUGCAUCCAGCAGUUCUUCGAGGCCAUGAACCACGACCUGGAGCUGGGUCACGCCCACGGGGCAGCGGCCACAGCCCCUGCUGGCUCGGCUGCCCCCGAGACCACGGACGGGGCUGAGGAGGAGAGGGAGAAGCUGCGAGGCAUCACGGAUCGAGGCACCAUGAACAGGCUGCUGGCGAGCUGGCACAAAUGCAAGCCGCCCUUGCGGCUGGGCCAGGAGGAGCCCCUGCUGGGCAACGGUUGGGCGGGGGGCGGGCCCCGGGCUCCACGCAAGGAGGUAGCCACCUACUUCAGCAGAGUGUGAGCUGGGAUGGAAGAGUGAAGCCUGCCGGUGCCACAGCACAAACUCCUGGAGCAGACCCACAUGCCCAGGUGCUCACCUGCCCAUUAAGGCAGGAAAUUUGGGAGCUAGAAGGGAACAUCAGUGCCCCAGCUGCGACACAGCAGUAUUAGUCAGAAGGGCUCAGAAUUGGCUGGGGGGGGUGUGGGUGGACAAGCUCCCACCUGCCCAGCCCCCUCUCCAGCCAGUUCAUCUCUACUUCACUGUCUCCUCUCGGGUCCCAUGGCCACCCUCGCUGUGAAUUUUUAUGAUCUCUGCUCCCUUAUGCUCAAGGCUCAGGGAGUGGGUGGGUGUCCGUCUGUCUCACAAAGCAGGAACCCUCUGAUUUGGGUCCAUCUCCUGAAUGAGGCUGUAGGUGGGCCAUGAGGACAUGGCCCCCAGCCUCACUUGAUGUAACACACCUGCGGUGGCAGGAGAGGAGAUGACAUGCCAGAAGUUAGGUCUACUCAGCAGCAGCCAGAGCGUGUGGUCACAUGGAGGCCACCCAACACCUGUCAAGUGGACUGUACAUUUAUUCAGUCCCGAGCACGAGAGUCUUCCUGUCUUAGCCUUGUGAAGCUGCUACAGCAGAACACCACAGACUGAGUCGCUUAGAAACAACAAAACUUGACUUCUCCCAGUUCUGGAGGCGGGAGGUCCAAGAUCAUGGGCCUGUCAUGGUCACGUUCUGACAGAGGCCCUCUUCCUGGUUCAAAGUCAGGGCCUUCUCGCCAUGUCCUCACAGGUAGAAUGGGCAGGAGGGCUCCCUGGAGCCUCUUUUCCAGGCACUGAUCCCAUUCAUGAAGCUCUGCCCUCCUGACUUAAGCACUUCCCAAAGGCCCCACCCCCUCAUGCCAUCCCCUUGGGGAGUUAAGAUUCAGCACAUGAAUCUGGGGGGACACAUUCAGACCACACCAUCCUCCCUUGGAAGGCUCCUUGGAGACCACCUGAAUGCCUCCUUCACAUCCAAGUCUCAGGGAAAUCGGACCUCCCCAGAGCUUGGGCACUUAGAAAAGAAACUGGUAUCUUUCCAUUUUCUCAAAACCCCUACCCUUGGGGAGGGGGCUCCAGAGUGCUAAGAGGCUUUGGCCUGAGGUAGGGAUGAGGGUGGAGGGGUGGGGUUGGGGAGCUGCCUAGAGUAGAAAUAGCUCAGACUCCAGAGCGAGAGAGAAUUGGGUCAAAGGCUGGCUCUACCACUACCACUUACAGUGUCCCUCAGGCCAAUUGUUUCCUUUUCUGUGCCUCAGUUUCCUUAUCUAUAUAAUGGGGAUGAGGGCACCUACCUGACGGUGUUGUAAUCAGGAAACAGGCGAAGCAUGUGAAGCUCGUGGGACAAAACAGGCCCUAGGUACAUGGUGGUUAAUGUAAUGUAGAUUCCUACAACAUUGCUUUUCAUGAUUUCCCUUCUUCCCAUCUAUUCUUCCCUCCAUUCCCACUUCUGAGACCUGGUCUGCAUUCCUUUCAUUAUUUGGGAGAAGGAUGAACCUUGUAGGCCCAGGAGGCUGAUGGAGAGGCUGGAGGGCUCCUCUGAGGGUGGGACUUCAUCUAGGCCCUGAAUGAGGACAGGGUUCAAAGGCAUAGAGACCAGGUCUAUGUUGGUGGGUGGGGAGGGGCUUCCAGUGGGAAAAGGCAGUCCAGGAUAUCAUGAGGUACAAAUGUCAAAGAAAGAACAAAGGUUUGGGUCAAGCAGUUUGGGGUUUAAGAACUAGAGCAGUAAGACCUCACCAAAUCCCUCUAAACCUCAGUGUGUCUAUCUGUAAGAUAGAACUUUAAAAAAGGACCCACUUUUCACAAGUAUGGUGAGAAUAAAAAGGGUAACUUUGGAGGGAGA